This is a messenger RNA of Rodentolepis nana, 369 nucleotides long. The record is from the annotation of a GenBank genome assembly. NCBI's taxonomy places the organism in Eukaryota, Metazoa, Platyhelminthes, Cestoda, Cyclophyllidea, Hymenolepididae.
AUGGCGGCCCCCAAUCGAAAUGACGGUAUCCAAAUGCUGCUCCAAGCUGAAAAGAAGGCAGCGGAUAAAGUCGCUGCAGCCAAGAUAAGGAAAGCAAAACGCGUUCAGGAGGCUCAGGCUGAUGCGGAUAAGGAAAUGGAAUUUUGCAGGAAGGAAUACGAACGUAAUUACAAAAUACAAGAAGAGGAAGUUUUUGGUCUUCAAAAUAACACCGAGGCCCAGAUUACCGCAACAACCCAAAAGACUCUUGAGAUGCAAAAUGAAUCGUUCAGGUUAAAUCGUGAGAGUACUCUAAAUGGACUUUUGGACACUGUUCUCACUAUCUCUCCCAAAAUCCAUAUUAAUUAUCGUCCUAAACAAAGGGCCUAA